This is a messenger RNA of Dendrobium catenatum, 1621 nucleotides long. RefSeq names its product myb family transcription factor PHL7. The transcript is spliced from 9 exons. The coding region runs from base 322 to 1242 and encodes 306 amino acids. Lineage: Eukaryota; Viridiplantae; Streptophyta; Magnoliopsida; Asparagales; Orchidaceae. Gene Ontology annotation, molecular function: DNA binding; DNA-binding transcription factor activity. The record is from RefSeq and is a predicted model, not a curated record.
GCGCGCGCGCUCUAUCGCCUCAAUUUCUUAGGAGUCCGAGCCCUUCUCUGAGUGGCUGUGAUACUCACGAACUACGAGUCCAGCGAAUCUCUGCGGCGGGGAGUGAAGGAAUCUAACAGAAGUUCACUUCCACUUCUAAAUUUCAUUGGACCUUCGAGGACGCUUUGUUCAGAAGCAUAUGUCCGGUUCUCCAAUUUGGGGUUUGCUGACCCUGAAUGGUGUAGUGCUUGUUUUUGAUAAAUGUUAAUGGCUUAAGGGGCGGUGAUUUUAUAAUCUUCUAUUCUACCAGCAACCAUUCUUCCUACAUAGAGGUAAUGCAACAUGCAUCAAUCAAAUCCUAUUCCAAGUAAAACUUCUGCCUUCAACAGUGCAGUUUAUCGAGAUCAGCAACUAGAAUUGAGUAGCAGCACCAUGGAUUCAAAUCACUCUGUGAACAGUUCCACUAAUCCCAGCUUGGCUUCAAGGCAACGUUUAAGGUGGACACAUGAGCUUCAUGGGCGUUUUGUGGAUGCAGUGGCACAACUUGGCGGACCAGACAGAGCCACUCCAAAAGGUGUCCUUAAAGUAAUGUCCGUGCCAGGAUUAACCAUAUACCAUGUGAAGAGUCACUUGCAGAAAUAUCGACUGGCAAAAUACAUCCCCGAGUCUUCAACAGAUGGCUCCAAGGCUGAAAAGAAAGAACCUGGUGAGCUGAUUUCUAGCUUGGAUAACUCUUCUGGGUUACAAAUUACUGAAGCACUAAAGUUGCAGAUGGAUGUUCAGAAGCGACUACAUGAACAACUAGAGGUACAAAGGCAGCUGAAGCUGAGGAUAGAUGCCCAGGGAAAGUAUCUGAAGAAAAUCAUUGAGGAGCAGCAACGCCUAACUGGAGUCCUUGCUGAGACACCAAGAAUAAACUCCCCAACACCUUUAUCCUCCACUGAUUUCUAUCCAAACUCAGAGAAAACUGACCCUUCAACCCCUGCAGCAAUCUGUGAUUCUCUACAUAGGGAUGCUUGCAAUCUCUUCAAGGGUAUCCCAUCUGUAGAUUCUGAGAGCUUCAGACAUGACCGGUUAUUCAGGAGGCAAUGCUGCAAUGGUGGAGACAUUGGCGGCAUCGUCGAGGUGAACUUGAAGCUCGGCCACCAUGUAUUUGAACCAAGCUCACCUCCGGAAUUCCAGCAACAAUGCUUCUCCAUGUUCCCUCAUAAUAGAGGUCACUUUGAGUCAUCAGGGACAUCUAUCGACGACGACAAUGAAUGACUGUUUGGGACUGCUUCUAGAAGUGAUUUCUGAUUGCCUGAUCGUUCUACCCAAGAGAUGAUAAUUUUAUAUGGGCUUGGGAAAGGUUUACUAAAGCUUGUAGUUUAUAUUCUAUAUUCUUCAUGCGCAUUUAAUGAUUAAGUGGCUUAAGAUAGAAAUGGCAGUUCAUGAAUGUACAGAUGGGGAAAGGAAAUUCAUUUAGAAGAGGCUAAAGAAGAGUAAUCAUGUGUAAUAUUAUGGUAAUUUACUGAUUUGAACAACUGAUUGGUGUAAAUUACACUAAAAAUUUCACUGGAAGGAAUUCUGUUUCUGAUUACUCUAAUGGUUUAUGUAAUGACCCCUGCUUUCCUUAUAACAUUUUAUUUUAUGAAUAGUUAAA